GCUAUCCUGUAUGCUAUGGAAAAGUAUGAAGACUGUUUGAAGCUACUCAAUGACAAAGAAAGAGAGAUUGCUCCGGAUCUUAUUACUAUCGGUAUGUGUGGCAGAAAGAGGGACGAUUUUACGCACACAGUCUUGAUCAAUGAGAGACUCGUGAACAAAAUCAUUAACAACAAAAUGACGUCAUCGGAAGUGUUACGCGAGAAUACGUGUGCAUGCGUCAUAUUUCUGCCAUCAGAAAUGCCUUUAAUUCCAAAAGAACUCCAAUACGAGUUGUUCCGCUCCUUUUGUUCUGAGACCGAAUUUAGCCAAGAUGUGAAUUUUUGGUUUGAUUUCGUUGCCGUCGACUCUAAAGUUCUUUUGUACUACAUGCUCUACCUGGUCCACAAGAAGUUGGGACACAGACGUGACAGGAACGAUGCAUUUUUGUUCUUGAACAUUUUUUUGGAGAAAGACUUCAACCUGUGUCAUGCUGAGACUGGCUUUAAUUUAGUGGGAACAAUUCUAAGAGAUAUGGGUCACUUGGAGUCAGCAAUGUCUUUAUUCAAAGAUUCCUGGACGAAAAGGCCUGACCAUAAUGCAGCAAAAUGGCAGGCGCUUAUAACGUGUUACCUUUACUACAGGACUGUAACAGAAGAGGAUUUCAAAAUAGAGCAAGAGUCAUUGGAAUCGGAAGAACAUACAGAGCAUGAGGUUGACGAUGUGGAAAAUGAAGCUGAAAACGAAGAAAAGAUUAUUUACCAGCGAUGUGAGGGUGUUUAAAUCUGAGAAUCGAUUGAUUUGUCGACUUUUUUACAAUUAAUGGUUUAAACAAGGGGUUGCACCGUGUGUACUUGUGGAUAAAAAAAUGUUACAAAUACAUGCACAA
This is a messenger RNA of Dreissena polymorpha, 865 nucleotides long. RefSeq lists its product as uncharacterized. Bases 16 to 759 code for a protein of 247 amino acids. The record is from RefSeq and is a predicted model, not a curated record. The transcript has 2 exons. Lineage: Eukaryota; Metazoa; Mollusca; Bivalvia; Myida; Dreissenidae.